ACUCUCACUCUACAUCUUCAACUAAUGUAAAGAGUAAAGUCACACUCCAUCUUUCCCCCUAAAACUCCCAACCUUCUUCUAUCUCUUUCACCUUUUUCCAUCCCUUACUCCACUGCCUAACCAUGAUCACCGCACACGACUUCUACACCGUCAUGGCAGCCAUGGUCCCACUCUACGUAGCCAUGAUCUUAGCCUACGGCUCGGUCCGGUGGUGGAAAAUCUUCUCACCGGACCAGUGUUCCGGUAUCAACCGUUUCGUAGCAAUUUUCGCCGUCCCAUUACUUUCCUUUCAUUUCAUUUCGUCCAACAAUCCAUGGGACAUGAACCUUCAUUUUAUAGCCGCCGACACUCUUCAAAAAAUAAUAAUGCUAGUAAUAUUAGCCCUUUGGACUAAUAUCACACGUAAUGGAAGUCUAGAAUGGAUGAUCACAAUAUUUUCACUAUCUACUUUACCGAAUACGCUUGUAAUGGGUAUACCAUUACUUAUUGCUAUGUAUGGUAAAUAUUCGGGUAGUCUAAUGGUACAAGUUGUUGUACUCCAAUGUAUUAUUUGGUACACACUUUUAUUAUUUUUAUUUGAGUAUCGUGGUGCGAAGAUUUUAAUUAUGGAACAAUUUCCUGAAACGGCUGCUAGUAUUGUGUCGUUUAAAGUUGAUUCGGAUGUUGUUUCGUUAGAUGGGAGAGAUUUUCUUGAGACUGAUGCUGAAAUUGGUCGAGAUGGGAAAUUACAUGUUAAAGUACGGAAGUCUAAUGUGUCACGACGGUCGAUUUCGGGUAUGACGCCUCGACCAUCUAAUUUGACAGGGGCAGAGAUUUAUAGUUUAAGUUCGUCGAGAAAUCCGACUCCUAGAGGGUCUAAUUUUAAUACGUCGGAUUUUUAUUCUAUGAUGGGUUACCAAGGAUUUGGGGGUAGGUUGUCUAAUUUUGGACCUGCUGAUAUGUAUUCUGUACAAUCAUCGCGUGGACCCACCCCUCGUCCUUCGAAUUUUGACGAGAAUCCGAGCACGUCUCCGCGAUUCGGGUUUUACCCUGGCGCAACUGUUGCGCCAGGGUCAAAUUCGGCUGCUGGAUCUUAUCCAGCGCCGAAUCCAGAGUUUGUUAAUGGCUCUGUGGGAAGUGCUAAUAAUAAUAAGAAUAGUGGGGGAAAGAAUCAGGUGCAGCAAAGCACUCAUCAACAGGGUGGUCAUCAUCAAAGUAAGUUAAGUCAUGAUGCGAAAGAAUUGCAUAUGUUUGUGUGGAGUUCAAGUGCAUCACCAGUAUCAGAAGUUGGUGGGCUCCACGUAUUUGGGAGUAAUGAUUUAGGACCGCAUGAUCAAUCAGGACGGUCUGAUCAAGGUGCUAAGGAAAUCAGGAUGAUGGUUUCUGAUCAUCCACAAAAUGGUGAAACAAAAGCUCCAUUAUUGAUUUCAGGGUUAAGGAAAAGCGAGGAAUUUGCUAGGGAAGAUUUCAGCUUUACAGGUGGAGAAGAAGAAAAAGAAAAAGAAAAUGGAAUGCAAAUAGAGUUUAAUAAAUUAGGGUCGAGCUCAGCUGUCGAGCUUGAUCCUAAAGCGGUGGCGGCAGCCGGGGCGGAAUUAGGCGGCGGCAGCAAACAAUUGCCACCAGCAAGUGUAAUGACAAGAUUAAUCUUAAUCAUGGUUUGGAGGAAGUUAAUUAGAAAUCCCAACACGUAUUCAAGCUUAAUCGGCCUAAUUUGGUCUUUGGUUUCUUUUAGGUAUCAUGUGGAAAUGCCGUCAAUAAUUGCGAAUUCAAUAUCGAUUCUAUCAGAUGCAGGACUUGGAAUGGCCAUGUUCAGUUUGGGUUUGUUCAUGGCUCUACAACCAAAGAUAAUUGCAUGUGGAAAUAAGGUUGCUAUUUUUGCCAUGGCUGUGAGGUUCCUUACUGGUCCUGCUGUCAUGGCCGUGGCUGCUAUUGCUAUUGGCUUACGAGGCGAUCUUCUCCGGAUCGCUAUUGUUCAGGCGGCUCUUCCUCAAGGAAUUGUUCCAUUUGUUUUUGCCAAAGAAUACAACAAUCAUCCACAAAUACUGAGCACUGCCGUGAUCUUUGGGAUGUUGAUAGCAUUACCAAUAACCUUGGUGUACUACAUCCUUCUUGGACUAUAAAUUUUGUUGCCUUCAAAGGAUUGAGUUUGCUAAGUUUUAUACUACUUUGAAGUUUUCAUUGUACCGAGUUUUGGGAAGAAGGUUCGUUCUAGAAACCAAACUAGGUUGCAUCGAAAGGAGAUCAAAAGGGUACACAAAGGAUUUUUGAUUUACAAUAUUCUGUUCUAACACGACUUUACUCGACUCGACUCGAAAAUAAUGAGUUUUUCAAGGUGGAAAUGGUCAAAAGAAAUAUGUGCUAAUUCUCAUUCACUUAGAAAAUGAUGAUGAUUGGUUAGAGAUUAAAGAUUUGACUUCUUCAAGGAAUUUGCUGCCUAAUAUCAGGAUCAUGCUCCCACAACAUUUUAAUUUUAAUUGGCCUCUUAAAAAUAAAGUUUUUUUUUUAUAUAUAUAUAUAAAUACAUUGCAUCUAAUUUUUAUUUAUUUUUCUAAAGUUUGGCGGUUGAAAAAGAAGGAAAUUAGGGGAAAAGUAGUGGGUCCCAUCCAAGGAUUUUAUAGUGUUAGUAUUAUUAUUAUUUUUAGUAGUGAUGAUUUUAGUAAUAUUCUUGGUGGAUUAAUGAAAUGUAGUGUAAAUCUUUGAUUUGUAAAUGCAACUUUUGUUUUUGGAAAUUCCAAUUUUUAUUAUUAUUAUUUUUGGUAAA
This is a messenger RNA of Amaranthus tricolor (Joseph's coat), 2740 nucleotides long. RefSeq names its product auxin efflux carrier component 3-like. The transcript has 6 exons. Lineage: Eukaryota; Viridiplantae; Streptophyta; Magnoliopsida; Caryophyllales; Amaranthaceae. Gene Ontology annotation, biological process: auxin polar transport; auxin export across the plasma membrane. The record is from RefSeq and is a predicted model, not a curated record. Bases 123 to 2099 code for a protein of 658 amino acids. Gene Ontology annotation, molecular function: auxin efflux transmembrane transporter activity. Gene Ontology annotation, cellular component: plasma membrane; endoplasmic reticulum.